Molecule: messenger RNA, 2339 nt
Organism: Carya illinoinensis
Lineage: Eukaryota; Viridiplantae; Streptophyta; Magnoliopsida; Fagales; Juglandaceae
Product: CLP protease regulatory subunit CLPX1, mitochondrial
Exons: 15
Coding region: 299-2149 (616 amino acids)
Biological process (GO): proteolysis; protein folding; protein catabolic process
Cellular component (GO): mitochondrial matrix
Molecular function (GO): ATP binding; ATP-dependent protein folding chaperone; ATP hydrolysis activity
Source: RefSeq, a predicted model, not a curated record
UCGUAGUCUAUUCUCGAGACGUCACAGUACCCAACCCUUUCUGUAAAUAAGAUAUUUUCUCAGAAAAUCUUUCGUCGGCUGCUUCUGUUUAAUCCAAUUGUAUCUUCAAAAUUCUCCAACCAUACAUGGAAAUAAAUCCCAUAUUCUAAAACACACGAUUCCACUCCGAUUCUCUUAAAACCCUUUCUGAAAAUCUAUUUUUUACACCUUUAUGAGCCCCAGAUUUCUGAUUCUAUCAGCUUAAAGUUUUCCCUCACUUUCCUUCGUUUUCUGAGGGAAAGGAAAUUCUCGCGGACCCAUGGCUGCUGCGCUCAGAUCCAGACCUUCCAAGGAAACGGCUUCAUUCUCGGUCACGCUGUUCCGCUGCUUCAUAUUCAACCACAUGCACGCCGGUCGCGUUGCUAGCUCUCACUGCACUCACCGUACCAAGUGGGAUGAUCUCUAUACGAACACCCCCUACCACUUCACUUCCUUUAAACCCGUGUCUUUAUGUGGCGAGUUCAUCGAAAAGGGUAUCCAAGUAUCCGAUGACAGUCGGAAAAUAACUCAGAGUUGUAAUCUUGAUAAGAAUUCGAGGGAGAAAUUGAGCACUAAGUGUUUUACCGUACUGAGCUCGGAUGGGGACACACGAGAGGUGUGGUCCGGGGACGGGAUGGUGAUACGAACGGGCAAUUCAAGCUCCCAUGCGGUUCGUGGGAGUGGCGGUGCGAGCCCCGGGUCCGGCGGUGGUAGUUUCGGGUCAAGUUCGAAAGAUGGGUGCUGGGGACGGUCCAAUAUGGGGAAUAGUUUUCCGACGCCGAAGGAGAUCCGUAUGGGGCUCGACAAGUUUGUAAUCGGGCAGGAGAGGGCCAAGAAGGUGCUUGCUGUGUCUGUUUACAAUCACUACCAGAGAAUACAUUAUGAGUCCCUUCAAAAGUGGCCAACAGAAGAGUCAAGUGAGAAGGAAGCAGAUAUAGUGGAUGAUGAUAGAGUGGAACUUGAGAAGAGUAACAUCCUUCUAAUGGGACCGACGGGCUCAGGGAAGACAUUACUUGCCAAAACUUUGGCCCGCCUUGUGAAUGUUCCUUUUGUUAUUGCAGAUGCAACUACACUAACUCAGGCAGGAUAUGUGGGGGAAGACGUAGAGUCUGUAUUACACAAACUCCUUGCGGUUGCUGACUAUAAUGUGGCAGCUGCCCAGCAGGGCAUUGUUUAUAUUGAUGAAGUUGACAAGAUUACCAAAAAGGCUGAGAGCCUUAAUAUUAGCAGAGAUGUGUCUGGGGAAGGCGUGCAGCAGGCAUUACUAAAGAUGCUGGAAGGAACGGUUGUCAACGUUCCUGAGAAGGGAGCUCGAAAACACCCUAGAGGUGAAAACAUACAGAUUGACACGAAGAACAUCCUUUUCAUUUGUGGAGGUGCCUUUAUUGAUUUGGAGAAAACAAUCUCAGAAAGGCACCAAGAUUCUUCUAUUGGGUUUGGUGCUCCAGUACGUGCCAACAUGAGAGCUGGUGGUGUUACAGAUGCUGCUGUUGCAUCAUCUUUAUUGGAGACUGUUGAAAGCAGCGACCUCAUUUCUUACGGUUUAAUACCUGAAUUUGUUGGACGAUUUCCCAUCCUUGCCAGUUUAUCAGCCCUAACUGAAAACCAACUUGUACAGGUCCUUACAGAGCCAAAUAAUGCCCUUGGGAAACAAUACAAAAAGAUCUUCCAGAUGAAUGGCGUAAGUUAUUCAUCUGAGGGCCCUCUUUCUUCAUUGCUCAUUUUGAGCUCUAUUCAUCCAUUUAACAAGUUCAUUUCUUGCAUAUUUUACUCUUUUCAGGUCAAGCUGCAUCUAACGGAGAAUGCCUUGAGAUUAAUUGCUAGAAAAGCAAUCUCUAAAAACACCGGAGCUCGAGGUUUACGGUCAAUAUUGGAGGAUAUAUUAAUGGAUGCCAUGUACGAGAUUCCCGAUAUUAGAACAGGUGAUGACAUAAUAGAUGCAGUAGUAGUUGAUGAAGAGGCUGUAGGAUCCGAGGGGCGGGGAUGUGGAGCAAAGAUCCUGUACAGCAGGGGUGCAUUGGAUCGAUAUCUUUCACAACAAAAAAUAAAGGAUUUAGAGGCUGCUGUGGAGGGGUCUGAUGGAGAACCAGAAGUGGAAAUAGAGACGACUCCUAUUGUUGUCAGCAUGUAAUCUUUGGUAAACUUUAUAUGUAUCCUUAUCUUUUGUACAUAAUAAGUUAUGAAUUAAUUUAACAUUUAUAUAAUAAACCAGCAAUUGUGCUCCGAAUGACAGACACACACUCUUCCAAUGGUGUGCAGUGCUUGAUUCAAUUGUCCAUCAAAUAGAAAUGCUGCUCUAUCUUAAAUUUUGUUAUUUCCAA